This is a messenger RNA of Nerophis lumbriciformis (worm pipefish), 591 nucleotides long. Lineage: Eukaryota; Metazoa; Chordata; Actinopteri; Syngnathiformes; Syngnathidae. The record is from RefSeq and is a predicted model, not a curated record.
AUGGCAAUGACCAACCCUUUGCCUACAGGCCCAUGGAAGAUCACAGUGUACGACCAGGAGCACUUCCAGGGCAAGCGUGUGGAGUUCACGGCUAGCUGCCAGAACAUCAUGGAAUGCGGCCUGGACAACAUCCGAUCCCUCAAGGUGGAGUGCGGCGCCUGGGUAGGCUACGAACAUUCGAGCUUCUGCGGCCAGCAGUUUGUCCUGGAGAAAGGAGACUACCCUCGCAUUGAGGCCUACAGCGGCAGCAACUCCUACCGUAUCGACAGGAUGAUCUCCUUCAGGCCCAUCUGCUGUGCUAACAGCAAGGAAGCUCGCAUGACCAUCUACGAGCUGGAGAACAUGAUGGGCCGCCAGUUUGAGCUGUCGGAUGACUACCCCUCCCUGCAGGCCAUGGGAUGGUUGAACAACCAGGUUGGAUCCAUGCAAAUCCAGAGUGGAGCAUUCGUGUGUUACCAGUUUCCCGGCUACCGAGGGCAGCAGUACAUCAUGGAGUCGGACUGCCGGGGAGGCGAGUACAAGUCCUACAAGGAGUUCGGCUCCCACGCUCAGACCCCCCAGAUCCAGUCCAUCAGGAGGAUCCAGCACUGA